AUGGCAGCCAGCGAGGGAUCCGCGCGAAUUCAGUUCAAGGCGCUGAAGGGAUUUCCGGCCAACACCGCUGACAAACUGGAGACACAGGCCUUCCUCGCCGCCUCCAAGGAGAUAGUGACCGUCAUAGAGACCUUCGGCAAACUCUUUACGCCCGUGAUCAACGACAUGAACGGAAACAUAAACAAACUAACGAAAGCCUAUGGGUCGGAUGUGUUGAAGUACCAAUAUCUGGAUGACCUGAUUGUGCUGAACGUGAACGUGGACAACUUUGCGGCGAACGCACUGCUCUGGCUGAAACGCGGCCUCCAGCUAAUUUGCGCCUUCUUCGAGAACAUCUACAACGAUGCGCAGGCCAAGGAGGCACUCAAGCAGCACCUGCAGGACGCCUACGAGCGCACCUUGAAGCCCUACCAUGGCUUCAUUGUCCAGAGUACAAUCAAGAUCAUCUACAGCUGGGUGCCCACUCGGAGCCAACUACUCGGCCAGGGAGCCGCCCAGGAGGAGAACAUGGAGGUGCUGGCCAGCUUUCUGCCCACAAUGCGUGCCCAUUUGGACGCAAUCGAUGCCCUGCUUAAGGCGCACAACCUGGACGAUGCCAAGAAGGUGUGAUUGACGAUUGUGAUUGUGAUCGGAGAUUGUGAUCGGCGGAAGAUCAUUCGUUCAUUAGCUUAGCUUAGCUUCAAUAGCUUAUCCUACUUUAUUAUUAUUUAUGUAUGCCAAUGUCCAAGUAAACCUCAGAGCCUUAAUCUA
Drosophila elegans is the source of this 750-nucleotide messenger RNA. RefSeq names its product glycolipid transfer protein. The transcript has 4 exons. The record is from RefSeq and is a predicted model, not a curated record. Gene Ontology annotation, molecular function: ceramide 1-phosphate transfer activity; ceramide 1-phosphate binding. Gene Ontology annotation, biological process: intermembrane lipid transfer; ceramide transport. Gene Ontology annotation, cellular component: cytoplasm; cytosol; membrane. The coding region runs from base 1 to 609 and encodes 202 amino acids. NCBI's taxonomy places the organism in Eukaryota, Metazoa, Arthropoda, Insecta, Diptera, Drosophilidae.